AAAGUUCAUUUUUUUAUACAGACAAAUAUUGAGUAUUAUUUGUUGCUGUUGUUGCUGUUUAACUUGUCAGACGUGCCUGAACCAUUUCCUUUAUCACAUUUGCCACAGAUAAAUACAUUAUGUAAGGCUUGGAUAUGCAGAAAAUGCAGGGUGUAAAUCAGCAUUGACCUCCUGUAAUUCAAGAGUGCAGUCGUUCUCCUUUCAGGCUGUCUAUUCCUUUAAGAGAUUCUUUAACAGCUAUUGGAGAAAAUGCGUGGCGCUGUUCACCAAUAAGGUGCUGGAUUAUGUUCAGCGAUCAACUCCCCCGCCCCUUGCAAAGCAGCACAACCCCUCUGUGCUUGGAAUUACAUGUGAGACUAGAUGGAUUUCUGUUUUCCUUUUUUAUUUUAUUUUUCCAAAAUCUCCGCGUUUUAGUGUCUUUUUAACGAAUAAUGGAUGUUUUGUGCGAAUUAGUGCUCUUACCGCUGACAGUGGCUGCUUGACAAGACCCCAUGGAUUUAUAAAUACAUGUUAAGCUAUAUAUUUGGUCUGACAAUCUGCAUUUUUUUCCCACAAUGGAAUGCAAUAAAAGGAAACGCUCUUUGCACUGGCAAGUAUUGUGUUUCUAUGUUUCCUGUCAUUGGAUUUCUGCUUACGGUCAGCUUAAAUAUUCCGUCCCAGAAGAAUUAAACACGGGUGCGUUUGUUGGAAAUAUUGCAAAAGAUUUAGGACUGGAUGUAGCAAAAAUUUCUGAACGCAACCUGCGAGUUGUCUCUGAUUCCAGUGUGCAGUAUUUCGAGGUGAGCUUGGAAAGCGGAGCUUUGGUUAUUAAAGAUAAAAUAGACCGAGAACAGAUAUGUGGGUUAAGCUUAACGUGUUCCCUGCACCUUCAGUUAGUGCUUCAAAACCCUUUGGAAUUGUACCGAGUGGAAGUACAGAUACUUGAUGUCAACGACAACGCACCUCAAUUCCCAACUAAAAGUAUAUCAUUGGAGAUAUCAGAAGCUGCUACACCGGGCUCUAGUGUUCGCCUCGAGAUUGCUCAGGAUCCCGACGUGGGCUCGAAUGCUUUGCGUACUUACCAGCUUACCCCUAACGACUAUUUUGUUUUAAGUGUACAAACUCGAAGUGAUGGUACUAAACUACCCGAGCUGGUGAUAGAAAAAGCUCUCGACAGGGAACAACACUUCAUGUAUAAUUUAGAGCUGACAGCCUUUGACGGGGGAACACCUGAGAAAUCUGGAACUACAAAAGUUAUUAUUAAGAUUCUUGAUGUUAAUGACAAUAUACCUCGAUUUAACAGUCCGGUAUAUAAGGUCAGCCUUAUGGAAAACACACCUAUUGGUAAAUUAUUGGUACAAAUAAAUGCAUCUGAUCUGGAUGAUGGUCAGAAUGGGGAAAUAUAUUAUUUUUUCAGUAAACACACGCCAGAAACGGUGCGCCAGCUGUUCAGAGUGGACUCAGAAACAGGUGAAAUUAGGGUAAAUGGGUUGAUAGAUUUUGAGGAUGCAAGCUUUUAUGAGAUUGAUGUGCAAGCCAGAGAUAAAGGAACCCCUGCUUCAGAAGGAUCUUGUAACAUUAAAGUGGAAGUGAUUGAUGUGAAUGAUAAUGCUCCACAGCUGACAAUAACGUCCCUGUCCAGUCUUGUUGUAGAGAAUGCUUUACCUGGAACUGUAAUUGCACUCAUUAGUGUAAGGGAUCGGGACUCAGGGCAUAAUGGGGAGGUGCUUAUGCAGAUACCUGUAAACAUGCCAUUUAAAUUAAAGUCUUCCUUUCACGGCCACUACUCCUUGAUAACUGAUGGUCCACUGGAUCGUGAAAAAGUUCCUGAAUACAACAUCACAGUCACAGCCACUGAUUCGGGUUCCCCUCCACUAUCCUCUAGUAUAAUCCUGCCUGUCAGUCUUUCAGAUGUGAAUGACAAUGCUCCAGUGUUUUCUCAACCUUCAUAUGCAGUCCACAUACAAGAAAACAAUGCCCCCGGAGCUGCUAUUUGUUCUGUAACAGCAUUUGAUGCCGAUGUGGGCAAAAACUCCCAGCUUUCUUAUUCUGUCUUGGACAGCACAAUCCAAGAAACAUCUGUUUCCUCUUAUGUGUACAUUAACUCAGAGAAUGGGGACAUUUACUCCAUGCGCUCCUUUGACUAUGAGCAGGUUAAAGUUUUCCAAAUCCAUGUGCAGGUAAAAGAUGCUGGCAUACCUUCACUGAGCUCUAAUGUGACCGUGCAUGUAUUUGUCUUGGACCUAAAUGACAAUGCCCCUGUAGUGGUGUAUCCAGCUUUCCCAAAAGGCUCAGCUCUACAGCUUACAGUCCCUCGCUCUGUUGAGGCAGGCUACCUUAUAACCAAGAUAGUAGCUGUUGAUCCAGACAGUGGCCAUAAUGCAUGGCUUUCCUACAGCAUUCCACAAAGCAAAGACACUGGCCUGUUCCGUGUGGCGAAUUACACUGGGGAAAUAAGGACUGCUCGUAAAUUACAAGAUCUGGAUGAGGCUAUUCAGAAUCUUGUCAUUUUAGUGAAAGACAAUGGAGUGCCCCCACUCUCUUCUUCAGUUCCUAUUGACAUAGCUGUAGAAGAAAAUGACUCAGAGACUUCCUCAGAAUUCAGGAACACAUCUGCAAAGCAAAACGGAAUGUCUGAUAUAACCCUGUAUUUAAUAAUCGCUCUAGCUUCCAUCUCAGCCAUUUCAUUCCUGGCAUUCGUAAUCCUCAUUGUGAAGUGCCUGAGACAGAGUGGGGGCCACAGUGGUUGUUUGGGCUGCUGUUGCAGUAACAAACAGAGCCUGCGUUCCAGGGAAGCUUUUCAAAGAUCCCAGAAAAGCCUUCAUUUGCAACUCAACCCUGACGGGCCAAUCAAAUACGUGGAAGUGGUUGGGGGUUCGAUGGAAUCCCAGAAUCAAUACUAUAGGUCGUGUCUCUCUGCGGUGUCUGACAGAAGUGACUUAAUGUUUAUCCAGACUUGUAGUCCGUCUACACCAAUGGGUAAUACCAACACCAUUGACAUGUCUCUGUCUAGCAAUAACUUAAUUAAUACAACCUGCGAGCAAAAACCAACAAAUACUGAAUGGCGUUUCUCCCAAGGUCAGAGACCUGGACCAAGCGGCUCUCAGCGCCCAGAGGAAGCUGGACCUUGGCCAAACCCCCCGACUGAAGCAGAGCAACUGCAAGCCCUGAUGGCUGCAGCUAAUGAGGUGAGUGCAGCGACAGCAACGCUUGAUGCUGGCACAAUGGGCCUGAGCACCCGGUACAGUCCUCAGUUCACCCUGCAGCACGUCCCAGACUACAGGCAGAAUGUCUACAUCCCGGGCAGCACCUCCACACUGACAGGCACCAACUCCCAGGCAGAGGGGAAGAACCCCCAGCCAUCCUCUGGAAACAAGAAGAAAUCUGGGAAAAAAGAGAAGAAGUAAUGGAGUUCACUGUAGAGCUGGCUGGCUGUGAAUGAGCUCCUCCAGUUCACCCUCUCACAAAGGGAUACACCCUGGUUCUGUUUUGUUUUUUUGUUGUUUUUACUGUUAGCCCAGAUUGUUAGCAGCUUAAGUUGUUAUUAGUGACUUUGAACAUGAAUGUUUUUUGUCACAAUUUUUGUUUGUAUUGGAGUUCCUAUCGUGUGACUGCGUUGUUAUUGAAAUAUAACACAAAAGUUCAAAGUAGAGGUAUUGUUCCUUAAGAUUAAUAAGGUUUUAAAAAGAAAAGGAAAACGUUUUUUUCAAUGGUUUGAUCCCUUUGAUGAAUCCGUUGGGUUUUGAAGUUUAAUUGUAAAAUACAAAUGAGGACUUCAGGGCUUUGCCCUCUAAUAUAGUACUAGUAUGACUAUUACUCAUUUACUUAAUGUGUCACAUUAAAGUUGUGUAGGACUGUUAACAAUGCAAGUAGAAAAAGUUUUUUGUUUUAGAAGAGAAUCAGAAUUAUGAAUUUUUCAGUAGCUCUUAGUGAUAAUGUAAACUAUAUUUGCAUGAUGUGUUUCUUAUCUAAAGAAACAAAAAGACCAAGUUAAACUAUGCAUUGAAUGAACAAUACAGUGUUCGACUGGCACGCGGUGAACUAAACACGCUGUUAACAAAAGAAACAGUGCAGGUUACUUUAUUAAUGGUAACAUUAGUGUAUAACCAAAAUAAUCUCAGUUUCAAUAAUACGGUUAGUAUAAGAGAAACCCUGUUUUGAAUUGAAAGUCUGUGUGACUUCUAACUUGGCUUCGGCAUUUCCAGUUGCUCCCAGGUUAGGCAGAGUGCAGAUGUCAGUUCUUGUGUUAAAUAUACUAAUCCACUGGGAGUUUAGAUGCCUGCUCAGCACUGCUAAAACAAUGAGGACCUGUCAGCAAGCAUCCUUGAGGAUAUGGCCAUGCUGACCGUGAAAAUGAAGAAAUGUAAGGCUUUGCUUUUCCCACACACUAUAUUGCUUGCAUGAAACUCACAUCACUUUUGUGAGACUCUGUAACACUGCAUUGCUUCAUUAAAUCUUUGCUAUGCAUUGCAUGUUAAAAAUAAACUGCAUGCGAAGGCAGCUUCAGUGUAUAGGCAAGUAGAAACAGCAGGAGCCUCCUGGCUUAGUUUCAGUACAUAGUGGGGGGGGGGUUGUUCUUAAAGUAUUCUUGAAAAAUAGAACGAAUCGGGUAAAGAUUUGGUAAUCAGGCACUGCACGCUGAAUAUAGACUAUUCUCAGUUUAGUGCAGAUACAGAAAGUGUGCUAGUGAAGCUAUCGCGGUAUUGAGUACAGCAUCAGUGUUACCUCUUAGUACAGUCUUGAUGCAUAUUGGCUUUGGGGCUGUUGGCUUCUGUUUACAAAAUCAGUAAGUUGGAUAAAGUUACUGAACACUGACUGUAUAUUCAAAUCUGGCCAAUACAGAAUCGACUGUAUAGAAGCUGAGAGGUCAAGUAUAUUUACUGGAAUUAACAAGAUGCUAGUUGAUACUGAGACACUAGUUUCUGUGUUUGUGAUUGUCGAUUUUGACCUGGACAUUGCAUAUAAACUUACUAAGUAUAUUUAUAAACCCAAUAUGUUUGAUUUGUGGUAAUUGGAUGUUAAUUUCUUAAAAAUAAAAAAAUAAAAAUAAUAAUAAUAAAAAAAAUAAAGUAUUACAAUGUGUUGCUCCUAACAUACAUGG
Molecule: messenger RNA, 5080 nt
Organism: Polyodon spathula (Mississippi paddlefish)
Lineage: Eukaryota; Metazoa; Chordata; Actinopteri; Acipenseriformes; Polyodontidae
Product: protocadherin gamma-A11-like
Exons: 4
Coding region: 555-3386 (943 amino acids)
Biological process (GO): homophilic cell-cell adhesion
Cellular component (GO): plasma membrane
Molecular function (GO): calcium ion binding
Source: RefSeq, a predicted model, not a curated record